Messenger RNA from Mesorhabditis belari, 1683 nucleotides. NCBI's taxonomy places the organism in Eukaryota, Metazoa, Nematoda, Chromadorea, Rhabditida, Rhabditidae. The record is from the annotation of a GenBank genome assembly.
AUGUUGUCGGUGAAAGAAGAAAUACGGGAGGAGAGUCAGCUGAUCACCGCUGCAGAUGAUUUUCACCCGAUUCUCAGCGCUCAGCCACUUGAACGAAACUCAGGGAAUCGAGUCGAACCGGCAGUGCGUGUCCGUGUACAACCACGCGCCAUUCAUUAUCUUAAUUUGGUGGCUUCAAAUCUCCUAGCCCAGCAACUUCCCCGAUUGCUCAUUCCCAAUAUUGAACACCAUCUUCCCAGCGAUCAAGGAAUCAUCAAACUAUCAAGAAUUCGAAUAUCUCGCUUUAAAAGAGCCGAACUCCAUGACAUUUCCACCUCAACUCCUGAUCGAAUAACAUGGCUCAUCAAAAAUAUGAAUAUCGGUUUAAUCGGUUCACUGUCGGGAAAUGUCAACAUUUUGGUGCCAUUCGAUUUGACGGGAGAAGCUGAAGUGUUGGCUGAGGGGCUUUCGUUUGAGUUGGAGAGUGCCGUGCAUCGGGAAAACAAUGGUAGUGCUCGAGUGACGAGUCUAACCUGUCAUACAACGAUUCGCUCUGUAAACGUCGUCAAUCAUAAUGGCGGUCUUUUCGGAUUAGCGAUCACCGUUUUCAAGCAAGGAAUCUCCGACAAUGUGCGCACUCUUCUGCAGGGACUCAUUUGCAAGAAAAUUCGGAAAUACAUCGAUGAGGACUUGAAUUGGAAAUUGGCUGAGGUGCAAACGAAAUCCUCUCUAUCCGAGGCGAUCUCAACGAAUUCGAUUCGCGGACUUUCCACAUCUCCAUCAUCCCUUCCAGAGGCUUUAUCACUAGAGAAAUUCUUCGGACCAACUUUUUCAAAAGAUUUUAUGAUCGACUAUACCCUUGCCGAGGAUCCAGUAUGCGGUGAGAACGAGGUUGAAUUGUCGUCGGUGGGAGAGAUCUCUGUGGGUGGUCGUGGUGGGACCCCGUUCCCAGCACCGCCUCUUUCAUGGCCGAAAGCACUAAACGAUGAUUCGAUGUUGCUUGUGAUGGUGUCAGAUUUUGUGCCGAAUUCUCUCCUCUACCACGCGUAUAAACAACGACUCAUCAAAUUGCAUUUAAACAAAGAGACACCCGGUGUGGCACCGUUUCUCCGGACAAAUUGCGGUGAUUCAAUGUGCAUUGCCGACGUGAUCCCGCAACUCUCCGAUAAGUAUCCAAAAGCCAACAUUGAAUUGGUUUUCGCGGCCACUCGAGCGCCCGCCAUGCUAUUCAGUCAGAAAAAUCAAGGAGUGAUCUCAAUAAAUAUCGGCGGUGUGAUCAUUCUUUAUGUCGAAAUCGGCAUUCAACGACAUCAGGAGGCCGUUUUCGAUUUAGAAGUUGUCGCCGACACGACACUAAAUGUCAAACAAAGCAAUGUCAGCGGCUCGGUGCGAUUGACGAGAUUCGAUCUACUGAAUCGAUACGGAAAGCUAGAAAUAACGAAUGCCGAGCUCGCGGAUAUUGCCCUCCUUGGUGGACAGUUGAUUGAGAAUAUGGUAAAUGAGAUGCUAAACAGUGGAGUGCCAAUCCCAAUUCCUAGUGUUCUUCACCUCGACGAGGUAAACGUGCAAGUGCUUUCGCGGAAACUCCUCGUUCGAACAAAUUUCGGAGUUGACGAGCGAAAACUCAGCAAAAUCGCCGAAAAAACGAUCUUUUCGACUUUUCCCUUCAAUCGAUCUCUUCAUCUCAAAAAGCGGAAACGUUUU